Messenger RNA from Chelmon rostratus (copperband butterflyfish), 920 nucleotides. RefSeq names its product thioredoxin domain containing 17 (gene txndc17). Gene Ontology annotation, cellular component: cytosol. The coding region runs from base 112 to 483 and encodes 123 amino acids. The transcript has 4 exons. Lineage: Eukaryota; Metazoa; Chordata; Actinopteri; Chaetodontiformes; Chaetodontidae. Gene Ontology annotation, molecular function: protein-disulfide reductase [NAD(P)H] activity. The record is from RefSeq and is a predicted model, not a curated record.
GAGUAUUUCUAGCAAGUCCGCUGUGCAGAGCAGCAGUUUUUGUUCUAACAUUUGCCUGUGCCUCAUAGUUGUAUAGUUUAUAUUCGUGCAUUUUCACAUUAACUCAGUCUAAUGGCCCAUUACGAAGAAGUACACGUGCGUGGAUAUGAUGAAUUCUCUCAGGCUGUGUCUGAAAGAAAAGGAAAGGACAUUUUUGCCUAUUUCUCUGGUGAUAAAGACGCCCAAGGAAAGAGCUGGUGUCCAGACUGUGUGAAAGCUGAGCCAGUGGUGAGAGGAGAGAUGACUCAUCUUCCUGAGGGCUCGGUCUUCAUCUACUGUCAAGUUGGAGAGAGGGCCUAUUGGAAGGAUCAGAAUAAUGACUUCAAGAAGACACUGAAGUUGAGUGGAGUUCCCACUCUGCUGCGAUACGGCACACCUCAGAAGCUGGUGGAGGAGGAAUGCUUCAAAGCAGACCUGGUGAAGAUGAUGUUCACUGAGGACUGAGGGAUCCUGCGCUGUUCACAUCCGACACGGGCAUUCAGGAUUUCUUCACCAUUAAUCAGUAAAGUUUACCACCAUUCAGUUUCAGCACUAUUGAUAAUCUUGCACAUGGCACACUGUGAUUUGCUCAAAAUCAGCAACUGUGUAAGUUUACAACCAAAAUAUCUUUGUAAUAUUCAGCUGUUCAGCUAAAUCCAAACUGGAAUAUCUGCACAGACAAACAGGUAGAGUGGAUGAAACUCACACUACUAUAUGCUUUUUUUUUGUUCUGCUUUUUGUGCAAACAUUCACUCCUGUUCUGUAGCUUGAGUGUGAUGCAUUUCUUUAAAUGCAAUGUUCCUCUGACACACUAGUUGAUUACGAAAAUAUCUUCUUUUUUUCUAUUGUGUCCAUUUUUCAUGUGAUUUUUGUUGCUUUGUCGGUCUCAAAUAAAGUGGCAC